CAGCGGAAUGAUGAUCUGAACAUGGCGCCGAUCCUUGGGUCGGUCGCCCAAGUUUUACGGCAAGCGGAAACUUUGAAAGCCGCUUUGAAAAGCAGUGUUGAAGAUUUUAUUGUUGGCAGCGAAGGGUGGCAGUCUAGGCAAAGACUGCAGGAUUUGUAUAAAAGUAUCCUGUUGACAGACCUUGAGUCUGCGUUGGACAAGAAGGUGGAGCAAGACCUGUGGAACAGUGCUUUUAAAAGCCAGGUUGACUUUUUAAGGCAUCAAACAAAGGAAAGGAAGGGCCCAAAAAAAGUGGAGGUCCAGGCGGUUUUAACCCUGUUUCUUGAAGCUGCUAGUGGCUUCUAUAUUCAGCUGUUGCAGGAGUUGUGCCUGACAUACAGGCUAGACAUUCCUGGUCAUGUCAGGUCAUCACAGUUGGGUAUUCUUGAAGAAAUCAAUGGAAACAGUAGUCCAGUGAAGAAGCCUCACACUCAGUCUUGCUAUUACAUCUGCCAAGACUGUCUUGUCCACUUAGGAGAUAUUGCUCGUUAUUGUGAUGACCCUGAGCAGGCUGAAGUGUUUUACCAUCAUGCACUUGUAUUAGUACCAUCAAAUGGUCAACCAUACAACCAGCUGGCCAUUCUAGCAAGUGGUAAAGGAGAUGAGCUGGCCACUGUUUAUUACUACUGUAGGAGCAUUGCUGUUAAGAACCCAUUCCCAGCUGCUUCAACAAAUCUUCACAAAACACUGAGCAAAGUGGUGGCAAGGCAUAAUACAAGAGAUGGCAUUGCAGACAUAUCUAAGGCAGAGUUUAACCAUAUUUUCCUUCAAUUUCAUGGCCUUAUGUAUCUUGCUCAAGAUUUUGAUCAAGCAAGAGUUCUGAAAGAUCGAGUUGUUGCUGCAUUUAAAGGGAUCUUGAAGGAGGACAAAUUUACCUCUGAGUUCCUUACCAAAUUGGUAACAAUCACAGUAUUUGUUUUGUGGCACAUCAGAACAGGAGGGGGAGAUGAUCUGGAGGACUUUGAUUGCAUUGGCAAAGAUGAAGAGGAGUGCUGGCAAAUGACUCUGGAGUUCACAGUGGAGCUAUUUGAUACCCUUGUUCUUCAUGUGUGUGAAAAUUACCCAUACAAGGAACAGUCUGCAGCAGAAUGUCAUGUGCUGCCAGCUUUGAACCUGUUAUGCCAGUGGAUGAUGGGCUCAUCUCCUAACACCUGGAAUGGACAGCUGCUCAAGAAGACCAAGGUGUGGGAGGACUUUGCAGCAUUGUUAAACUUGUUUCAAGUGACACACCCUCAUCUUCCAGAGAAAAUGGAUCUUCCUCUUCACGAAGACUGGGAACUGCAGAGCUUCCUACCUCUUAGGGUCAGUCAGAGGAAACUAACUUACAGUAUGAAGAGGACAAGACCUGAAGAUGAGUCUGUGCAUAGAGUUGGUAGGCUGCUCAGGUUUGGAAAUCGUCUGGUUAAUAACGCCCCUCGUGUGUUGUCUAAAUUGGAGGAUCUCACAACUGGCUUGUCUAACUUCUCCCUGAAGAUAAACACUUCAUCACCCAUCGAAGAGGAAGAGAAGUUUCCAAAGUCACCCCAAGACAUUGAUUUAGAGUCUGCUGGGCAAAAGCUUCUGGCUUCUUUGCCCAACCUGAACAAGACGACCCCAGCAGGGACACCCUUCGCUGAAACAAGCUCCUUGUUCAAGGGCCCAUUAGAUGUAGUUCAGACUUCAGCGGGAAUUGUUCCACCCUCUCCCUCCACAGUAGCGCAGUACUCACUGUUCCAGUCGGGGUGGAACGUACCCUUGACUUCUGCGGCUCUGUCUCAACCAGAUCACCCUUCCCCAAGACCUGUUUCCAAGCCUUCGCAUCACCGUGUAUCCCCGACUGACCACUUGCCUUCGGCCACUGGAAGCAACUCGGUAUUUCCACCCACUCUGCCUACUCCCCCAGUUCCUGAGAACCGCAGACCGACCAGCUUUGGAACCAGUUUCCCCCCAGCUGCGAUACAGGGAAAUUUCAACUCUCCUUCCCAAUCCCCUUUUGGUGGAUUUGGUUACGGUGGCGGAUGGAGUUCUGGGGUCUGGGCACCAAAUUCAUCGAGUGCCAGUGGUAGUGGUGGAACAAGUCCUGGAGCACAUGGAUUACACUCCAUUUGGGGUUCUGACUUCACUCCUCCGUCGGAGGGCAUGUCCCCUCUGCAGCAGCUGCUGCAGGAGCAGAAGAAACACCAACAGAAGGACACCUGAUAAUUCAGUUUAAAUCCUAAGUGAGGUUCAACGUGACCAAUACUAAGUGGUUUCCAUGAGGGCAGCGGGUGUGGGAACACGCGUAUACCCAGCUCAAUUAUUACUGCACUUGGAGCUUUAAUACCAGUUCAUUAGCAGUCACCGGGAAUGCUGUGCAAUACACCAGCAAUAAGUGCUGAGUUCGUGAGCUCCUUAAGAUUUCCCCGUCCGUCAGUGUAUACCUCUGCAGUUUUUGAAUCAAGAGCGUAGAAAUAAGUUGAGCCCAAAAGAAAAUUUCUUGAAAACUCGGCAGGGCAGAAUCUUGAUUUUUCCGUCGUCUCUAUUAGAAUAACGCAAUAUUGAGUAGAGAAUGAGGUUCUACAGUUAGAUAACAACUCUUGGACAGCUUACAUCUACAUAGUCACAGAAUCUGUGGCUUGUAAUUUAAAGUACUUUGUUGUCACUACUUUUUGUGGCUUAAACAUAAUGAGUAAAAAGUAAUCGCGUUACAGCACAUUUUGAUGUAGGAAACAUAUAUCCAUGAUUUAGGUUCGCUUUAAAUUUUACAUACCUAAGUUAAAAUCCAACCUUUCUUUUCCAAUUCGUCUUUGAUUCCAUAGAUUUAAGAGGGCCCUAACCUCUAAGGUUGACGAGUACGGAAUUAAAAAAUAGCUACUAAACCUAAUGUUUGGCGAUUGUUAACGAGCGUCGGGGGAACCUGAGCUUCUUGGAAUUGUUUCGUAUUUGCUUAAAGGGUUAAAGCAUUUUACUUUUUCUUUGAAGUAAGUUUACUCAGGUGGGCAGUAUGCCUUUAGUCAGUGAUAUUCUCUGUAUGUCGGGUUUUUAAUUAUCUCUAGAUCACUAACUCACGGAAAACUUAAAGAAGGCAGCCAUUAAUUUGCUCAUUAAUUUAUGGUUAUGACGGUGUGGGUCUGGUUAGAAAAUGUUAGUGGAAUUGCAAUCAUGGAAUAGUGUUCAUUUUUGGGGUGUGUCGCAUUUUCUUUGAGGAGCUUUAACUGUUGUGAUUUCGUACAUGUUGAGACGCUGACAAUAAAAUCUUCGGUCCUUUA
Messenger RNA from Stylophora pistillata, 3266 nucleotides. Its product is annotated as nonsense-mediated mRNA decay factor SMG7. Lineage: Eukaryota; Metazoa; Cnidaria; Anthozoa; Scleractinia; Pocilloporidae. Gene Ontology annotation, biological process: nuclear-transcribed mRNA catabolic process, nonsense-mediated decay. Gene Ontology annotation, molecular function: telomeric repeat DNA binding; telomerase RNA binding; protein binding. Gene Ontology annotation, cellular component: telomerase holoenzyme complex. The record is from RefSeq and is a predicted model, not a curated record.